Magnusiomyces paraingens is the source of this 693-nucleotide messenger RNA. RefSeq lists its product as uncharacterized. The record is from RefSeq and is a predicted model, not a curated record. Gene Ontology annotation, biological process: riboflavin biosynthetic process; aerobic respiration. Gene Ontology annotation, molecular function: 3,4-dihydroxy-2-butanone-4-phosphate synthase activity. The transcript is spliced from 2 exons. The coding region runs from base 1 to 693 and encodes 230 amino acids. Lineage: Eukaryota; Fungi; Ascomycota; Dipodascomycetes; Dipodascales; Dipodascaceae. Gene Ontology annotation, cellular component: cytosol; mitochondrial intermembrane space.
AUGACUGUCUCUGCAAUGUUCGAUUCUAUUCCAGAUGCCCUCGAAGCCUUUAUCGUUUUGGACGAUGAGUCCCGCGAAAAUGAAGGUGAUCUUAUUAUAGCCGCCGAAAAAAUUACCACAGAAAAAAUGGCCUUUUUGAUUCGACACUCUUCAGGUUAUGUCUGUGCUCCUCUCACUAAUACCAUUGCCGAUCGUCUUCAUCUGCCUCUCAUGGCUCAUGCUUUGAAAACUCCAACUCCCUCUAAAGAAGCCAGCACUGCUGCUACUGCAGAUACUCCCGGCGCUACAGAUGACGACGGCACACCCUCGGACCGCCACGGCACUGCAUACACAAUCACGUGCGACUUUGGCGAGGGAACUACAACUGGAAUCUCGGCCGCAGACCGGGCCCUUACAGCUUCUAAACUUGCAGACCCAUGUACCACUGCACGCCAGUUCCUCAAGCCCGGUCACUUGCUGCCGCUGCGUGCACGUGAUGGUGGUGUUCUUGAGCGCCGUGGCCAUACUGAGGCUGGUGUUGAUCUUUGCAAGCUUUCUGGGCUUCAACCAGUGUCUGUCAUUUGUGAACUUGUGCGUGAGGAGGAUGGGCUUAUGGCGCGUCGUGAUGACUGUCUCAAAUUUGCAAAGGAACACAAUAUUAAGGCUAUCACGAUUGAUGAUCUUGUGCGUUUUAUUCAGGCUACUAGUGCAUAA